AUGGCAGGCGCAAGCGACAAAGCUCGGUUUUACUUGGAGCGAUCGGUUCCGGAGCUACACGAGUACGAGCGCAAGGGCAUCUUUACUAAGGAGGAGAUCACCUCAAUCGCGAAGAAGAGGUCCGGCUUUGAACACGUCCUCAACGCGCGAGGCUCUCACCCAUCAGAUUACGCCCGCUAUGCCACCUACGAGAUGAACCUUGAAGCUCUACGAAAAAAGCGCAUACAACGACUUGGAAUUAAGGCGGGCGGCCACGCGGGACAACGACGCAUAUUUUUUAUACUCGACCGGGCGGUGCGCAAGUUUCCGGGCGACCUCGGGCUAUGGAUGCAGUACAUCGAGUUUGCGAGGGCGGAGAAGGCGAUUAAGAAACUGAACGAGAUCCUUACCAGCGUGCUCAGGAUGCACCCCACCAAGCCGGAGCUCUGGACCUACGCCGCACGAUAUGCUUUCGAGUCGCAGGGGGACAUGACGAACGCAAGGAGCUAUAUGCAGAGAGGCUUGCGCUUUUGCAGAUCAUCAAGAACGCUGUGGUUAGAGUACGCGAAACUCGAGAUGUCGUAUGUCGCGAAAAUAGCCGGACGACAGCACAUCUUGGGAUUGGAUAUUGACCGAGCGAAGAAGCAAGUCGCUUCUGGGGAUAAGAGCGAUGCGGAUAUGAUUGCGCUCCCAGAAGUUACCGCAGAGGACAUCAAUCCGAGCUUAGGAAAGGACGACGCGGUUGACGAAACCGCACUGCAUAAUCUUGCUUCAACGCCUGCGCUGACGGGUGCCAUUCCUGUGGCUAUCUUUGACGCAGCGAUGAAGGAGUACAAGGAUGAUCCUGCCCUCGGCGAGCAGUUCUUCGACGUCUUUGCGGAGUUCGACCGAGUGCCUUGCACUAAGAAGAUUCUGCAGCAUAUUGUCGACCACAUGCUGCAGCACUCUCCCAACGCCAUUGCCACGCUCGUCUGCAAUUUCAGACUACCUAUGGUCGGAGUUGACGCUGCCUCUACUGACUUUCCAUCAGCUCUGGGGCUGUGUCUUCAGCGGAUCAGAUCUGCUUUCAAGCAGUCGCCGCAAAUCAAGGCGCAGCUGGCGGAAAGGGCCGUCAUUUGGUUGCUACCGCUUCUUCGACUCGAUGAGCUAGAUCCUGCCGUGCAUAAGGUUAUGUCGAGUUCUCUGCGCCAGUUCAUCAAAGCGCUUGUGCCUGGACCUUCGGCCAACACUCCUGCUGAGGGCGACAAGCUUGCUGAUGUCGUUGCCAAACUUGAACAGGAUAAGCGGCAUGAAGACGCGCAGCUGUUGCUGUCCUACGGUUCCAAGCAGCAGAAUUCUAGUGGCCGAUUACUACAAGUCCAGGCUUCGAUAUCAGGGUGA
This is a messenger RNA of Coniosporium apollinis CBS 100218, 1359 nucleotides long. RefSeq lists its product as uncharacterized. Gene Ontology annotation, molecular function: protein binding; snoRNA binding. NCBI's taxonomy places the organism in Eukaryota, Fungi, Ascomycota, Dothideomycetes. Gene Ontology annotation, biological process: maturation of SSU-rRNA from tricistronic rRNA transcript (SSU-rRNA, 5.8S rRNA, LSU-rRNA). Bases 1 to 1359 code for a protein of 452 amino acids. The transcript has 2 exons. Gene Ontology annotation, cellular component: Pwp2p-containing subcomplex of 90S preribosome; small-subunit processome. The record is from RefSeq and is a predicted model, not a curated record.